AUUUGUACCUUCUACACUAUAAUGGCCAACAUUGACAUCUACCCCUGAACUGUUACUACCUGUGCCUUGGACAUGUAAAGAUGAAAAGUCUUCUGUGCCCUAAUUUGAAAAUACAGAAACCGUUCUGCUUUCAUGAAGAUUCACAACAGUAACAUGCAACUCUGAGCACAGUUUGUUUGGACCCAUUCACUUCAACCUCACAACUUAAGAAACACGCAACCUUCACCAUUGCCGAAGCUCAAACAGUUACUUCUCUCACUGUGAGGAAAAGGGGAUGAUUCUACCCUUGUAAGGAGGUGCAUAAUAGGAGCCCACCCAUGAAUGGAACUGGUGGAGAGGCAGAACUUACAGUCUGUUACAGUCAUCUUUUCAGUCCUGUUGCACCUGCUCAUAACAGGCUAAAGCUCCUUUCAAAAGAAGUUUAAAGGACUGUUCAGUGAAGUAAAGGAUACACUAAGGACUGUGCUGAAUUUUAAGAGACCUGAAUCUGGCUGAGGAUGAACAAGCAGCUGUAACCUUCAAACUUUCUUCUCGAGAAUUCUACCGAAGUUCAACACAGAAAAACCUAUGUUUAAGGUAGUCUGCAUUGAAGUGGUGGCUCUUGUUUCGAGAAUGCUUCAGACUGGCCCUGUGGACACAGUGGCCCAUGAAGUGGAACCCUCUGAAAUGCAGUACAGUUAUUGGAAGCAAAUAUGAGUAUGAGGAUCCAAUGGCACAGAAACACCUGAAGACAAAGUGCUUUGUGGAUAUAUAUCAGGUAAUACAGUACUUCCAAGAGGUGUUUGUGCUCCAGUUGAACUCCCUCUUUGGAAUGCUGCUCAGGCAGCUGGUGUAUCCUGCCACUGCAGCCAUGGUCAUCCAUCAAACUCAAGGAAAAGGCCUCUGAGAUUUCAAAGUCUGGUGGCUUAGGUGCAGACCCAACUUCGUGGAUUUGAUACAGCUCUUAGGUAGCCCAUGAAGCUUUGGUGAGACAGUUUUUGUGAGGCUAUACAAAGAAUAGAUUGUGUAGAAUUUUUGUGAACCCCUGGUUCAGAAGGUAGAUAAUGUAUAUGUUUCCAACAUAGGCAUUAUGAAUAAUUCACAACAGAGACCUGUAAACCCUGGAGAAACGUUAUUCAAAACCAACUUAAAUGGGUCUUCUUGCACAAGAGCCUAAAAGCAUUUAAAAUUUGCAGAAUGAAAAGAUGGCACGAGCAAUGCUGGUACCACCAGGACCUGACAGCUUCUUCUACUUCACUGAAGAAUCUCUUGCAGCUAUUGAAAAACGUAUUGCUGAUGAAAAAUUUCCUUGUGACCAAGAUGAGCCUACAGAUGAUGCUGGUCAUGAGGAAAAUCACCCAAAGCCAAAUAAUGACUUAGAGGCAGGAAAGACACUGCCAUUUAUUUAUGGUGAUAUUCCUCCAGAAAUGGUAUCUGAACCCCUGGAAGACCUGGACCCCUAUUACAUCAAUAAAAAAACAUUUAUAGUACUGGAUAAAGCGAAGACAAUCCACAGGUUCAGUGCCACACCUGCCUUGUACCUUUUAUCUCCUUUCAAUAUCACUAGAAGACUAGCUAUUAAGAUUUUGGUUCAUUCAUUGUUCAGCAAGAUCAUUAUGCUCACUAUUCUGGCAAAUUGUGUAUUGAUGACAUGGAAGAAACUUCCAGACUGGGCAAAGAAAGUAGAAUACACUUUCACUGGAAUUUAUACUUUUGAAUUUCUAGUAAAAGUCUUUGCAAGAGGCUUCUGUAUAAACGAUUUUACUUGCCUUCGUGACCCUUGGAACUGGCUUGAUUUUGUUGUCAUUUCCUUUGCGUAUAUAACAGAAUUUGUAAACCUAGGCAAUCUUUCAGCUCUUCGAACUUUCAGAGUAUUGAGAGCUUUGAAAACUAUUUCUGUAAUUCCAGGCUUGAAGACUAUUGUUGGAGCCUUAAUUCAGUCUGUGAAGAAGCUCUCGGAUGUGAUGAUCCUGACUGUAUUUUGCCUGAGUGUAUUUGCACUGAUAGGACUUCAGCUGUUCAUGGGCAACUUGAAGAAUAAAUGCCUGUUCUGGCCAAAAAAAAAUUCAACAGCUUUUGAGGAACAUGUAGUUCCAUACUUUAAUGGUUCAGAAUUUGACUGGGCAGCAUACAUUAACGAAGAAAGUCAUUUCUAUCUCCCAAAAGGAGCAAUUGAUUUUCUGCUUUGUGGCAAUAGCUCAGAUGCAGGUAAAUGCCCAGAAGAGUUCAUCUGUGUGAAAGCUGGUAAAAACCCCAACUAUGGAUAUACUAGCUUUGACACAUUCAGUUGGGCUUUCUUGUCACUGUUUCGACUGAUGACACAGGACUAUUGGGAAAAUCUUUAUCAGUUGACACUACGAGCUGUUGGCAAAUCAUACAUGAUCUUUUUUGUUGUGGUGAUUUUUCUGGGAUCCUUCUAUUUGAUUAACUUGAUUUUGGCUGUGGUUGCCAUGGCCUAUGAAGAACAAAACCAGGCAACUAUUGUUGAAGCAGAGCAGAGGGAGGCAGACUUUAAGCUGAAGCUUGAACAACUGCAGAAGCAGCAAGAAGAAGCUCAGGCAAUAGCAGUGGCUGUAGCAGAGAUGACAGAGUACAGCUGUGAAAGUGGGAAUGCUGCACCCUCAGAUAGUUCUUCAGAUACAUCCAAGCUUAGUUCAAAAAGUGCCAAAGAAAGGAGAAAUAGAAGGAAGAAGAGAAGGCAGAGAGAGCUCUCUGGAGAAGAGGAUGACAUGAAGAAUGAAAAGCUUCCAAAAUCUGAAUCAGAUGGCAGUAUCAAAAGGACAGGUUUCCGUUUAUCUUUUGAUGGAAACAGACUAACUUAUGGGAAGCCGUUUACAUCGCCCCACCAGUCUUUGCUGAGUGUUCAUGGCACCCUGUUUUCUCCCAGACCUAGCAGCAGAACAAGUAUUUUCAGUUUUAGAGACUAUGGAAGAGAGCGAGGAUCUGAAAAUGACUUUGCUGACGACGAGCACAGCACGUUUGAGGAUAAUUCGAGCAGAAGGGGUUCCCUGUUUGUGCCGCGCAGGCACGGCGAGCGGCGCAGUAGUAACAUUAGCCAGACCAGUAGGUCAUCAAGGAGGCUCACAGUCCUCCCAGUGAAUGGGAAGAUGCACAGCACCGUGGAUUGCAAUGGGGUGGUUUCCUUGGUGGAUGGACCACCAGGUCUGUCGUCUCCUACUGGACAACUUCUGCCAGAGGUGAUAAUAGAUAAAGCAGCAGCUGAUGGGAAUAGCACUACCACAGAAAUAGAAAUAAAAAACAGACGUACCAGUUCAUAUCAAAUACCAGUGGAGUUGCUGGAGGAUCCCGAUUUAAGGGAAAGGGCCAUGAGUCUAGCAGAUGUUAUCACAAAUAGAAUGGAAGAACUUCAAGGAUCCAGACAAAAAUGUCCACCUUGUUGGGAUAAGUUUGCCCACACUUUCUUAAUUUGGGAGUGCUGCAAGCCCUGGUUAAAAAUAAAGAGUGCAGUUGAAUUUAUUGUAAUGGAUCCACUAGUUGAUCUGGCUGUCACUGUUUGCAUAGUUAUUAACACACUAUUUAUGGCCAUGGAACAUUAUCCAAUGACUGACCAUUUUUACACUGUACUUACAGUAGGAAAUCUGGUUUUUACUGGAAUUUUUGCAGCAGAAAUGGUUCUCAAGAUAAUUGCCAUGCAUCCUUAUAAUUAUUUCCAAGUUGGCUGGAAUAUUUUUGAUAGUUUUAUAGUUAUUCUUAGUUUGGUGGAGCUUUUUUUGUCAAAUGUGGAUGGAUUAUCCGUUCUCCGAUCAUUCAGAUUGCUUCGAGUCUUCAAGCUGGCAAAAUCUUGGCCAACCCUAAAUAUGCUGAUUAAGAUUAUUGGCAACUCAGUGGGGGCUCUGGGGAAUCUGACCCUGGUGCUGGCCAUCAUUGUGUUCAUUUUCGCUGUGGUUGGGAUGCAGCUGUUUGGGAAAAGCUACAAGGAAUGCGUCUGCAAGAUCUCCAGCGACUGUGAACUUCCUCGCUGGCACAUGCAUGACUUUUUCCACUCUUUCCUGAUUGUAUUCCGAGUGCUGUGUGGAGAAUGGAUAGAAACAAUGUGGGACUGCAUGGAGGUUGCUGGCCAAACCAUGUGCCUUAUUGUCUUCAUGAUGGUCAUGGUGAUUGGAAACCUAGUGGUAUUGAAUCUUUUUCUGGCCUUGCUGCUGAGUUCAUUUAGUUCAGACAACCUUACUGCUACAGAAGAUGAUAAUGAAAUGAACAACUUGCAGAUUGCUGUUGCAAGAAUUCAGAAGGGAAUAGAUUAUGUGAAGAAGAGAGCAGGUGAAUGUGUCCGAAAGUCUUGUUUUGGAAAACAAGCUGCUGUAAAUCAAAGAACAGCAACAGAUCAGUUGAAUGAUGAAAGAAACCUUUGCAUUUCCAACUGUACUGUCACUGAACUAAGGAUUGAUACGAAUUAUGGCAAAAAUGAAAAUGGAAUGGCCACUGUUACAGGUGGCAGUGAUUAUACAUCAUUCAUAAACAACCCAAGCCUUACUGUCACAGUACCAAUAGCUGUUGGAGAGUCUGAUUUUGAACAUCUGAAUACAGAAGAGUUUAGCAGUGACUCAGAUUUGGAUGAAAGCAAGGAGAAGCUUGAUUUUUCCAGCUCAUCAGAAGGAAGUACAGUUAAUUUAGCUGUCUUUGGAGAAGAAAAAAGUGAAACUGAACCAGAAAAAGCAUCAGAACUACAGGCAUGUUUUACAGCAGGCUGUGUACAGAAGUUUAAAUGCUGUAAAGGCAAUAAGGAGAGCACAAAAGGAAGAAUCUGGUGGAACCUCCGAAAAACCUGUUACAAGAUAGUAGAGCACAACUGGUUUGAAUCAUUCAUUGUCUUCAUGAUUCUUCUCAGCAGUGGUGCUCUGGCUUUUGAAGAUAUAUAUAUUGAAAAGCACAAGACUGCAAAAAUCCUGCUGGACUAUGCUGAUAAAAUAUUUACUUAUGUCUUUAUUCUGGAAAUGUUGCUAAAAUGGGUGGCCUAUGGUUUUCAGACUUACUUCACUAAUGCUUGGUGCUGGCUGGACUUCCUCAUUGUCGAUGUCUCGUUGGUUAGCUUAGUAGCUACUGCCCUUGGUUUCUCAGAAUUUGGUGCAAUUAAAUCUCUCCGAACAUUAAGAGCUUUGAGACCUCUAAGAGCUUUGUCACGCUUUGAAGGCAUGAGGGUGGUUGUGAAUGCUCUUACUGGAGCAAUCCCAUCCAUAAUGAAUGUACUUCUGGUUUGCCUUACAUUCUGGCUAAUUUUCAGCAUUAUGGGAGUCAAUUUGUUUGCUGGAAAGUUCUAUCACUGUGUUAACACCACAAAUAAUGUGAUGUUCACACCAGAGGAAGUCAGUAAUAAAAGUAUGUGUGAAGAUCUGAACAGGACUUCUGGAGGAGUUCGGUGGAAAAAUGUGAAAGUAAACUUUGAUAAUGUUGCAAUUGGUUAUCUUUCUCUGCUUCAAGUGGCAACAUUUAAAGGGUGGAUGGAGAUUAUGUAUGCUGCAGUUGAUUCUACACAAGUAGAGCACCAGCCAAAGUAUGAAGACAACCUGUACAUGUACAUUUACUUUGUGGCCUUUAUUAUUUUUGGAUCAUUUUUCACCCUAAACUUAUUCAUUGGUGUCAUCAUAGACAACUUCAACCAACAAAAAAAGAAGCUUGGAGGUCAAGACAUUUUCAUGACAGAAGAACAAAAGAAAUACUACAAUGCAAUGAAGAAGCUGGGAUCAAAGAAACCACAAAAACCUAUACCUCGACCAGUGAACAAAUUGCAAGGUCUGAUGUUUGAUAUUGUAACACGGCAACUAUUUGACAUCACUGUCAUGGUUUUAAUCUGUCUUAACAUGGUCACAAUGAUGAUAGAAACAGAUGACCAGACUGAACUGAUGCAAAAUAUUUUAUAUUGGAUUAACUUGGUCUUUGUAGUCCUUUUCACUGGUGAAUGUGUCUUCAAAAUAUUUUCACUCCGUUAUUAUUACUUCACCAUUGGCUGGAAUAUUUUUGAUUUUGUGGUUGUUAUUCUUUCAAUAAUAGGUAAGAAAUUCUUAUGUUCAAAAUGAAAUACAAUUAUCUGUUUAUUUAAUGAUUUAUCUCUGUCAAGUUGUGCAAAUUGGAGGAGUUACUUAAAGAGUUGGCGUGGAAUGUUUAUACUUUUUUGUGGAAAAUGUAAUCUGUGUUAAAAACUUACUAUUGGGCUGCUGCUUUUCCUGGUCAUGUUCAUCUAUGCCAUAUUUGGCAUGUCCAACUUUGCCUAUGUCAAAAAGGAGGAUGGGAUUGAUGACAUGUUCAACUUUGAAACAUUUGGCAACAGCAUGAUCUGCCUGUUUCAGAUCACCACGUCCGCGGGCUGGAAUAAUUUGCUCAACCCAAUCCUUAACAGUGGGGCACCAGACUGUGACCCCCAUAUAGAACAUCCAGGGAGCUCUGUGAAAGGUGACUGUGGCAACCCUUCUGUUGGGAUUUUCUUCUUUGUGAGUUACAUUAUCAUUUCCUUCCUGGUAGUGGUGAACUGUACAUUGCUGUGAUUUUGGAGCAUGUACAUUGCUGUGAUUUUGGAGAACUUCAGUGUUGCUACUGAAGAAAGUGCUGAACCCUUGAGUGAGGAUGACUUUGAGAUGUUCUAUGAGGUUUGGGAAAAAUAUGAUCCUGAUGCAACACAAUUCAUAGAAUAUAGCAAACUGUCUGAUUUUGCAGCUGCUCUAGAGCCUCCUCUUAAUAUACCAAAACCAAACAAAAUCCAGCUUAUCGCAAUGGAUCUGCCUGUGGUGAGUGGUGACCGAAUUCACUGCCUUGACAUCUUGUUUGCUUUCACAAAGCGUGUGCUGGGGGAAAGUGGGGAGAUGGAUGCCCUCAGAAUACAGAUGGAAGAUCGAUUAGAUCGAUUCAUGGCAUCCAAUCCUUCUAAAGUCUCCUAUGAACCAAUUACAACCACACUGAAACGAAAGCAGGAAGAAAUUUCUGCCAGUAUAAUUCAGCGUGCUUACAGACGUCAUCUUCUAAGACAGUCAGUAAAGAAGCUUUCAUUUCUGUAUCAGAAAGAUGGGGGUGAUCAGCUUAUCAAAAAUGAUAUCGUUGUUGGUAAGCUGAGUGAAAACUCAUCUCCAGAGAAAAUGGAUAUGUCUGCAUCCACCACAGCUCCGCCUUCUUAUGAUAGUGUAACAAAACCAGAAAAAGAAAAAUAUGAAGAUGACAAAUCAGAAAAGGAAGACAAAGGAAAAGACAGAAGAGGAAACAAAAAAUAAAAGGCAGAGGUUAUUCGUGAUGAGUGUUCACAAGCUUGAGAAUAUGUUUUUGUCAGUAGCACUGUUACUGGAGGAUUAUGCCAAAAUUACAAGUUUUUACAUACUUACUGCAUGCUGCAGUCAGUGCCUAUCCAAGACAAUGGUCCUUCACUAGUAAACUCUUGGUCUGUAACAAGGAAACAAACUUGCAGAGCAAUAGUUUUGAUUAACAGCUGUUACUAAUUGAGAGACACAAAAUUUCUACUUGGAACCCUUAAUGGGUCCAUAUAAGCCUGUACUUCUGUGGAAUAAGUGUGUCCACUGUGUACAUUUCAUCUCCUGUGUUCCAUGUGUGUCAGCUCUUUUUCAUUAUCUCGUUUGCUUUGAAUAACAUACUGCUUUAUUAAUUCUGCUGUGCUGAGAAAACAAAAUCUACUCUUAAUUUAGAUAAACACUAAAUAAUACUCUUACGUGCAGAGGACCACAAAUGUCAGGAAUAUGUAAUUAUUGCAUCAUAAUAUGAAUGUAGUUCUCUUCAAGCCACUUCUAAAGGCAAAAAAAUCAGAAUUCUAGAUUGUCGAACCUCAGGAUGUAGAUCAAAGAAACAGCAAACUAUGAAGCAACCAAUAGAGUCCAGAUAGAGAAUUUGUCAGUAAAUCAAGCAAGGGAAUAAUUUUUACAGAAAAGAGUUGGUACCUUAGUCCUUUAAUAUAUUUAUUUUUAUUAUCUUUUAGUAGUUCUUAAUUUAUUGUACUGUCCAUUUCAGAUACAGUGGUUUAAAUAAAUUAUGCUGCAUAGAGCUCCUGUUCGGAAAAUUGCAAAACUGUGGAAAAAAUUACUUUCAAAGUACAAGCUAGCUCAGAAUUCCUGAAACAUUGAACCAAUUCUUUCCACAGAAAAGCUACAAAUGCCAAAUUCUGCCUAUAAAAAAUAGUAUUUUUAAAAAAAAUGUGCUAUGUUUUGACCCUUGAUACUGUGAGUAAUGUCCAUGCUUUAUUCCAAAGUCUGUUGCUACACUUCUUAUUUCAUGAGUAUAUCCCACUUAGGAAAAUAAUCAAAGCUACACAUUGAUAGCAGAGUACCUUUGGGGAAAAAUACUACUUUAAUAUAUACCUCAUAUUUAAAUUUCCCUACUUUGGAAGGAUGGAGCAUAGAAAUACAAAAUAUGUAUGUGAGAGAGGUGGUUUUGACCCCCUUGGCAAUAUGGUCAGGUUUCCACUGUAGUGUAACCUUCUGUAGAGAGCUGAGAUGACCAAAAAGAUGUACUGGAACCAGCUUUGUCCUGCACUGGGGUUUAGAUGAGUUUUUUUUGCAUUCAGGCUGACACUGUACCUGUAAGUAAAAUACCCUCUGUUAUUUAAUCAGUUGUUUUACACAGUGGUGCCCUUCUGAACAAAGAGACAAUGACCUAAUUACUGUAUAUGUGUCAAAUAUCUACCCUAGUAAGUUAGCUUACAACAUUUCAAUAGAUACUAUGAUGUGUUCUGUGAUACUUCAAAUAAUUGGAAGCUCUAACUGAUGCAUGCUUGCUGCUAUUAUCCUACAGCUGUUAAAAUUUAACAUGGGAAGAGAAGUAAGUGGUAAAAAGAAAAAGUUUGACAAGACCAUCGUUCCUCAUACCAGUAAGCAAUUGUUUGCUGCUAUUAAAGACUUUAUUUUGUGUGAGUGUUGUAAUCAGCAAAUAUGCAGUAAGGUACUGGACUAUACAGGCAAAUAGAUGGCUUAAAAUACGGGGCUAGAAAAAAAUUAUAUGUCUAUUCUUUUUAUUUAAAAAUAGUUUUAUUUUAUAAGAUUUUAUACUUACUAUAAGAAAUUACACAUAUUUUCCUGUUGUUAUUAAUUUUUAUUGCUGUCUUUGACACUUUACCAUUCAGAAACGUAAUAUCAAAUAUGUAAUUGAAAAUUCCUGCUGAUUGCUUUAAACAGCUUUUAAUAAGGAGUAGUUUAAAAACAAAUGGACACUACAAAUUUUUUUCUGAUCCAUAGAUAGGCCUUUUUUAAUGUUAUAAUCCUGUCCGCUGAUUUUCAGGUAAUCUUAGUCAUAGGAACCUUGUUGUUUCCCCAGAGUUAAUCUGCUAUCUGCUAUCUUAAAGUAAAGUAAAGUAAAGCUAUCUGCUUUACUUAUUGGUGCACACUGCAGUAGAAACACUUUAAAUAGCAUUUCUUACUCAAAAAUCUUUCUUCAUGAGGAUGAAUAGCGAACUUGUGCAAUGGGAAGUGAAACACUUUGCAUUUCUUACAAAAGAACUAGAAUAUUGAUGGGCUCCUGCUUUUAUAGAAAUUAUUGGCUCAUAGUGUACUGAUGAACUGCAUGCAGGAAAUUGUUUUACCAAAAAUAACUACAUUGCUAACAACCCGAAAGAAUAAAGAUAACCUUUUUAUGUAA
Messenger RNA from Cyanistes caeruleus (blue tit), 9558 nucleotides. NCBI's taxonomy places the organism in Eukaryota, Metazoa, Chordata, Aves, Passeriformes, Paridae. The record is from RefSeq and is a predicted model, not a curated record.